GGCGGUUUUGUGUCCCUUGACACCCUGGUUGACUCCUCACUGCACUGUGAAAACCAUUAGGAAAAAGUCCUUGGGGUUAAAACCUGGGGCUCCACAGUGUUACCUGCACUUGGGGCUAGAAAUUAAUUUAAAUGGCGACUGAUCUGUCUGAAGCUGAACCCGUGCAUCAUAAGGCGCUUCCACUCUUAACGGGAGCUCAGCUGAUCCACACGGACAAGUUAAGUGAGAAAGUCGAAGACGACACGAUGCCGAUCCGUCGCGCGGUGAACUCAUCUUCCCGGGAAACUCCUCCCAAAAGCAAACCUGCUGAAGGUGAAGAAGUCAAAGCAGAUGCAGAAGUCACUUCUGAGGAGUCUGCCUCUGUUGGAGAAGAGCAAGAGAAUGAAACCCUGCCUCCUGCAUCCAGUGAAGCAGAACAGCCAAAGGAACCUGAGAAUGAGGGGAAAGGGGAAACAAAGUCCUCAGAAGAAACCAAAAAGGAUGAGAAGGAUCAGUCUAAGGAAAAGGAGAAGAAGGUGAAAAAGACCAUUCCUGCAUGGGCUACCCUCUCUGCUAGCCAGCUAGCUAGAGCACAGAAGCAAACUCAGAUGGCUGCCACCUCACGUCCCAAAAUGGAUGCUAUUUUAACUGAGGCCAUCAGGGCAUGCUUUCAAAAGAGUGGUGCCUCAGUCGUUGCGAUACGUAAAUACAUCAUCCACAAAUACCCUUCCCUGGAGCUUGAGAGGAGAGGCUAUCUUCUAAAGCAAGCGUUGAAAAGGGAGCUGGAGAGAGGCAUCAUCAGACAGGUGAAGGGAAAGGGAGCUUCUGGCAGCUUUGUGGUGGUGUCUAAUGCAGGAAAAACUGUUCCAAAAGCCAGAGACAGAAAGAAAAGCCCCUCCGCUUCGACUGCAGAGCAACAAGUCAAGCUGGAAGAUGUCCUGCCACUGGCUUUCACCCGCCUUUGCGAGCCGAAGGAAGCUUCCUACAGCCUGAUCAAGAAAUACGUGUCUCAGUAUUACCCCAAACUCAAAGUAGAUAUAAGGCCUCAGCUGUUGAAGAACGCCCUGCAGAGAGCUGUAGAGAAGGGCCAGUUAGAGCAGAUCACAGGCAAGGGAGCGUCUGGGACAUUCCAGCUGAAGAAAUCAGGGGAGAAGCCCCUGCUGGGUGGGACUCUGAUGGAAGACGCCAUCCUGUCUGCUAUUGCGGCCAUGAACGAACCGAAGACCUGCUCCACCACAGCGCUGAAGAAGUAUAUCCUGGAAAACCACCCAGGGACCAACUCCAACUUCCAGGUGCAUCUACUGAAGAGAACGCUGCAGAAAUGUGAGAAGAAUGGCUGGAUGGAGCAAAUUUCUGGAAAGGGCUUCAGUGGAACCUUUCAGCUUUGCUUCCCUUAUUAUCCUAGCCCAGAUGUGCUCUACCCAGAGAAGCAGCAAGAUGAGGACUCUGAGGAAUCUGAUGAGGAAGAAGAGGAGGAAUCUGAGGAGGAAGAAGAAUCUGAAGAAGAAGAGUCUGAGGAGGAAGAGCCACCACCAAAGAAGAGGAUGCAGAAGAGACCGCCUCCGAAAUCACGGAGCAGGGCCCCUCCGAUGAAGCGAAGGGAAUCCAAGCCCAAGCCCAGAAAAACCCCCGCGGCCCACCGGGGGAAAGCAAAGCCCCCUCCCAAGGUUAAAACCCCUGCUAAAAAAGCCAAACCAGCAGCCCCAACCAUCAAGAAACCCUCCGGUGGCAGCUCUUCCAAGAAACCAGCAGCCAGCGGGAGGAAGGAGGUGAAACCCUCUGCCAAGGGCAAAUCCACCAUGAGGAAAUCUCUCCGGGCAAAAAAGUAAAAUUUUUCCACUGUCAGGGAAAAUCCCAUGGUCAAAUCCACCAUCUUGUUUUAUAAGUCAACGUGCAUUUGUAUUUUAGUUCUGAUGCUUAAACACUUCUUUAAUUUUUUUAUUUUUUUUUUUCUUGAAUGAUGGGGGAAAAAGCUGAAAACUAAAUCAAACCAACCCGAGCACUUGUUAGAUCUCAAUGCUGUGCCUCGUGCCUGCCCCUCCCCUGGAACAAGUCAUCUUUAGUUUCUGCAAUAAUUUUAGGACUUUUCUAGGACAUAUAUAAUCUGUACAUUUUACGGUGUUCCUCUUGGCUUUCGGGGGGGGAGGGUUGGCUUUUAAAAAUUCUUCAGAGAAGAUCUUUGUAUCUUUAGACAGCAGGAACGGGAUGAUUCGGG
Tauraco erythrolophus (red-crested turaco) is the source of this 2194-nucleotide messenger RNA. The record is from RefSeq and is a predicted model, not a curated record. Lineage: Eukaryota; Metazoa; Chordata; Aves; Musophagiformes; Musophagidae.